AUGGCGAUGUUGGAUUUGCGCGCCGUUUCCCAAAGCUGUAUUCCGUACGUCCAAAUUGGUUUUAACAUGACCUUGUACAGAAGAAAAGAAAUUCAGAAACCCUGGUUCUUCCUCCACAUACCAGAGGUCGACUUCCUUCCGUUGUGCUUCGACGUGGCCUCCAUCGCUCAAAACAUUUCCAUAGCGGAAUCGUAUCCGCAUUCUUCUACAAUAAUCUGUGAUAACUCAUCGUGCUAUUCCCAAAUCCUCGACAAUUCAACUAUUUAUCCCUUGGAACCGUUUAGUUUUGAAUUCGAUUGGAGUUUUUUAUGUGCUAUAAUAUUUAUCGUGGCCGGUGCGCUGGGAAAUGCGCUCGUCUGUUUGGCCGUCGCACUGGAUAAAAGGCUGCAGAAUGUCACGAACUAUUUUCUACUCUCGUUGGCGGUGGCCGAUCUGCUGGUCUGCCUGUUUGUAAUGCCCCUGGGAGCCAUUCCGGGAUUCUUAGGUUAUUGGCCAUUCGGACUGGCCUGGUGCAAUAUUUACGUAACGUGUGAUGUGCUGGCGUGCUCUUCAAGCAUUCUGCACAUGUGCUUUAUUAGCUUGAGUAGAUACCUCGGAGUUAGAAAUCCCUUAGCUACUAGACAUAAAGCUACAAAACGAGCAGCAUUAAUAAAGAUUUGCAUAGCUUGGUGCUUAGCAGCUUUGGUAUCAUCUUCAAUAACAGCCCUUGGGGCUGCAGACUCAAGAAACAUAAUGCCUGAACCUUACCAAUGUGUCAUCAAUAACAGGGCUUUCUUUGUUUUGGGGUCCAUUGUUGCAUUUUAUGCCCCUAUGGUGGUCAUGGUGGCAGCUUAUGGACUCACGAAUUCUUGGAAUGAGUUACUUUUUGAAAAUUUAACGUUUAAAUCAAGCUAUGCUUGA
This is a messenger RNA of Ctenocephalides felis (cat flea), 900 nucleotides long. RefSeq names its product 5-hydroxytryptamine receptor 2C-like. Gene Ontology annotation, cellular component: dendrite; membrane. The coding region runs from base 1 to 900 and encodes 299 amino acids. The record is from RefSeq and is a predicted model, not a curated record. The transcript has 5 exons. NCBI's taxonomy places the organism in Eukaryota, Metazoa, Arthropoda, Insecta, Siphonaptera, Pulicidae. Gene Ontology annotation, molecular function: neurotransmitter receptor activity; G protein-coupled serotonin receptor activity; serotonin binding. Gene Ontology annotation, biological process: G protein-coupled receptor signaling pathway, coupled to cyclic nucleotide second messenger; serotonin receptor signaling pathway; chemical synaptic transmission.